AUUCGCUUCGUUCAUUCAGAAGUUCACUUGACUUCGAUUUUCACUUGAAAUUGAAACAGUAGAGUAACAUCUCUUGUAUUUUGUUUUCAUUAGCUUAAACGUCUUAUAUUACCAAUAUUUGACAUAUUUGUUACUUAAAAAGUGUGUUAUUAAUUGUGUAAAGGAUAUGCCUCCAGUAAAAGAUGAGUCGAUAAGAGAAACUAAUUGUUUAGAAAUAAUAAACAUUGUUGAGAAGAGCCCUGGCAAGAGUACUCUUGUGGAUGUAAGAGCGUGCAAUAAACCUGCCGCAAAGUGUUAAGGUACAGUGCAUCAUGUUGUGGGCAGCUGAUUUUUAUGUUAUUUGUGUAUACGAUUAUUGUAUGUAAAAUGCACAGAACUGUAUAGUUGUGGAGUGUGCCUCUAUGUAGUGCAUGUGUUGAUAUUGCACCAGUAGCGCGGAGACAUCAUGACUAAUUCACAGGUAUGGUUCCGUGGUGUGAGAAGCUCCAAAUUCCGCCAUGUUUACGGCGUACCUUUCAAACGGGAGCGUUGCUAUGACAACAUCAAAAUAACUAGGAAUGCGCACGAUUCUAAUUUCUGCGCUGUCAAUCCUAAGUUCGUUGCCAUAGUGACGGAGGUGGCUGGCGGUGGAGCCUUCCUUGUUCUGCCUUUGGAUCAUACUGGCAGGUUGGACUUCAACGCGAGCCGUGUAACUGGCCACAAAGGCCCCGUGCUCGACAUAAAAUGGAAUCCUUUCAACGAUAACAUCAUAGCGUCGUGUUCCGACGACUGCACGGUAAAACUAUGGCACAUUCCGGACGGUGGUCUCUCUAUGCACCUGACGGACUGGCUGGUGGAGCUGCACGGCCACAAGAGACGCGUCGCCUACAUCGAAUGGCAUCCUACAGCUGAAAACAUAUUGCUUAGUGCUGGCUUCGAUUACUUGAUCUUCGUAUGGGACGUCGGUAAAGGUGAAGUGGUGAAGGUGAUAGAUUGCCACACGGACGUGAUCUACUGCAUGUCGUUCAACCGGGACGGUUCAUUGCUCGCUACCACCAGCAAGGACAAGAAACUGCGCGUCAUCGAGCCUAGAAGAGGCAUUGUUUUGUCGGAAGGCCUCUGCCAUACAGGCACGAAAGCCUCAAAAUGCACGUUCCUUGGCAGUCAGGGGAAAGUGUUGACGACUGGUUUCUCCCGCUACAGCGACCGUCAGUACGCUGUAUGGGACCAACAUGAUUUGGACAAACCCCUCGUGUGCGAGACCAUUGAUAGCUCUUCAGGCGUUGUGUUCCCCUACUAUGAUUAUGAUACUAAUAUGGUGUACCUGGCUGGUAAGGGCGACGGGAACAUAAGAUACUAUGAAGUUGUCGACGAAGCUCCCUACGUGCAUUUUCUCAAUCAAUUCCUCUCUGGAAAUCCACAACGUGGACUAGGCUUCAUGCCGAAGCGUGGCGUGAAUACGGCGGCGUGCGAAGUAUUCCGUUUCUACAAGCUGCAUACUUCACGCGGCCUUUGUGAGCCUAUCUCGAUGAUUGUACCUCGUAAAUCUGACUGCUUCCAGGAGGACUUGUACCCGGAUACUGCAGCACCACAGCCCGCGCUGUCAGCUAAAGACUGGCUCAGCGGUAUGAACUCGCCGCCUUUGCUCAUCAGUAUGAAGACAGGAGUGACUAUCUCAACGCACAAGCCGCGCACCAGCAACAAGGACGCGCCGGCGAUGCAGCCCCAGGAUGCCAACAACAGAAAGAAGUUUGCCUUCCUCUCGCGGGAGACCACGCCCGACUACCGCCCACUCGGCACCUGGCAACCCAACGACCAUAACAAUGACUCCGAACAUCUAGAUGUGCAAGUGAAUGAAAAAUCACAAAAAACGAACGCCAAUCAGAACACAAAGUUCCACCAACUGCAGCGCAUGUUUGGCAAGCAGACUGGAGACGCUGAGCCCGUCCCACUCUACAAGCAGAUCAACCAGGGAGACGUGUUCAGCACUGAACAUGAGUUACGCCUCGCAUUUAACCGACAAGGCGAAGAGUUGAGGAUCGUGAAGAGACAGCUACAGAACAGUCAGCAGCGAGUUCGGGAACUCGAGCAGUUGGUCGCCGCACUACAGGCCAGGCUGCAGCGCGACGGCUCGUAAGCCUGUCUCGGUCGCCUCUACAUGUCCUUGUCUUAUCGAGCGAACAUGCUUCAGCUCUGCGUCGGAAAUAGAUGAGUAAUGGAAACAGGACCUCGCGCACUAGCAAAGCUCUGAGACCACUGGUAGCGCCCUCGCGUUGUAAACUUGAUAAUGUUGAAACAAUCAAGUCUUUAAGCCUUCUAUUAUAUUUUGUGCCACACUAAAUAUAACCUUGUUCACAACAGCUACUAGUGGCCGCCAUCUUAGCUCACGUAACGCGAGGCACUUGGAAAUGUUCGUUACAAAUGCUUGUAAAAACGUCGAUCAAGCUUUAAGCACUUGAUCUGUUCUUAGCCUUGUAUUCUAUAUUAUUUAAGGUUUAGUUGUCAUUCCCUAGUCUAAACCACGUCUUAAUGUUGUCACAAAUUAAUACUAGUAUGAUAGAGUAUGUUUAAGGAACGCGUUGAUGCGCACGUGAUGUAAGGAUCAAAUAUUUAAGAGUGGAAAGGAAGAUUUACUUCAUAGUUGACGGUAUUGAAUACUAUGUCUCCAGUGACCUUAUUCUUUAAUACCAACCAGUUAUUGCAGCAAUGCCGAAUAGCGGCAGAUUUUUAACAAAAGAUUUUGGGCUCACACACAGUGCCUAUUUUAAUAUUAAUUUUAUUUAUAUACAACAUUUUUAGUUAUUCUUUACAUUCUGUGUUGUUUUUAUUAUUAUGUUCGCUCAAAUUAUGAGAUCAUGACAUCUGCGGGGCAGUUUUAUAUUAUAAUGGGAUCAAAAUGAAUCAUUCCAAAAACUAUGUUUUCGCUUAAUUGGCAGCUAAGCUUAUUGUGAUUGUCGUUUAUUUGAAAUGGAUUUAGGCUUCUAAUUUUAAGGCCUAUGAAUUUUCUAACGAACAAAAUUUGUUAAUUGCUUUAUUUAAAAAUGAAAUGUGAUAAGACCAUGACAUUCUACUAAAUGUACAUGUCACAAACUAUUGUUUAUUAUUAUUACUUUGUGUAUGUGAUUUAACUGUUUUCUAUACAAUUUUGUAUAUGGAUUAUAAAUCAGGGUUAUGAUUUCAAUAUAUUUUAAAUGACAUGGAAUAUUGCCUAAUUUAAGUUGACAUUAUAAGAUCUAAAGAACGAAUGUCUGUAUGAUAAAAUCUUGUUACUAAUUAAUAUUAGGCUGCUGAUCUCGUGAAAGGCACUUUUUACUAAGCACUUCAUGUUAUUCCCAUUUUUAUAGUUAAAGCUUUGUAUGCACUGGGCAAAAUUGAUGCGUAAUACGCACAACAUGUUCGCUAGCGAUGCACAACUUUGAGCGCCGUCGCCAGCUGGGAAGCAAAAUGACGUGCGUUUUGUUGCUUGUUUCCUCUAGUUCCUUUGGCCAAAUGUUAUCGAUUACUCUUGCGACAAAAAUCGUGUGUAUACACAUAUGUACAACAUCGCUGACUUAUAACCCGUGUCGCAACAUGUCGCCCUCAAAAAGUUGCCCAGUGGAUACGAGGCUUAGUUGACAUCUUGUUUGUUAGUGAUUAUGUUUUAUAGUCUGAUUUAUGUAAUAGCGUUACCUGUUAUUUUAUAAUUGUGUUUUGUAUUUCCUAUGUAUUUUGACAGCAUUGUUUUACAUUAAUUUACGACGAUCAAGCAUUUACUUUCAUUACUUAUUAACGCUUGGUAUGUAUCUAUGAAUGGUAUUCCUACAUUGAGAAUGAAAUUGUACAAAAAAGUUACCUGAACUUUUUCUGUACAUAAUUUUAGUUAGAUUAGGGUUCUGAACUAGCAUCGUAACGGUUUUACAUUAAAUAUAGGUGCUGGAUCUUCUCAAGACUUUCAAGCCGUUUUGAUUUGAGUGAAAAUGAAUAUGAAUUAGCUUGAAAAAUAUAUUUGUAUGUGGUACUUUGUGGCUUUAAUGAUUGUGUGCAUUAUUUUUGUAUCAAUCGCAAUAAUAUGCCAUGAAACGCCUAUAUAAAACAUAAAGUUCCGUAAAACUUAAGUAAAUCUGAAUGAUAACAUUCCAUUUUUCAGUAUAAAACGCAUAAUAUUAGUGUGGUAAGUGAAAAUGAAAGUAUUAUUAUGCAUUAGCUGGAUUAUUUACUUGGCUAAGUCGGUGUUAAUAUUUAUUAUGUAUUUUUAUAUCAUGCUUAUGUAGCACAAAUUUUCAAUAAAUGUUUGGAU
Messenger RNA from Spodoptera exigua (beet armyworm), 4255 nucleotides. NCBI's taxonomy places the organism in Eukaryota, Metazoa, Arthropoda, Insecta, Lepidoptera, Noctuidae. The record is from the annotation of a GenBank genome assembly.